Messenger RNA from Arabis nemorensis, 420 nucleotides. The record is from the annotation of a GenBank genome assembly. NCBI's taxonomy places the organism in Eukaryota, Viridiplantae, Streptophyta, Magnoliopsida, Brassicales, Brassicaceae.
AUGGGAUUCAUGCUGCUGUUUAAUUUGCAGAACCUGAUCUUUAUAAGUGAAGCAGAAACUGGUUUAGUGAAGUUUGAGGUGCUGUGUGACAAGGACCCUUAUCCAAAAAAGGUUGUGGGAGAGGGAAAUCUCGAGAGACGAAUGCUAGAAAUGAACAGGAAGAGGUUAAAGGUUGUGAAACCAGGUUCAAAGACGACUUUCCCAACUACUGAAGUUCGUGGAAGCUAUGCUCCUCCUUUCCAUGUAGAGACAUCUCGUAGUGACCAGAGAAGGCUAAGGGUUGUUGUGGAUAGUGAGAACGAAGUAGACAUAGUGGUGCAUUCACGCCAUCUCCGCGAUGUUGUAGUGCUCGUCACCCACGGCUUUGCUCAGCGGUUCAACAGCACGUCACUCAAUUCACUACUGAAGAUUGAUACAUGA